GCCGGUGUCGAGCAGUGCAGCAGAGUCAAACGGAUUAGCAGAUACUCAACCUCAAGGAGUCAACGAUCGUCGAAUUAAAUAGAAAUGGCCGCCCACCAGAAGAUAGUGUUUGCCCUCGUUUGCCUGUUUUUGGCCUGUGAUUUGGUGCUUGGUCAGCAGCAGGCGGCCAACAGCUCGGACGCGGAUUCAGAUGUGGCGGAAAGCCGUACUUUUGGCCAUCAUUUCCUGCGGCGCAUCAGCUUCGCCCUGGUGCCCGGCGCCUUCGUCGUGGGCGUGAUCACCACCCUGCUGGCGGCCUUGACCGUGGUCUCCAUCAAGGGACUGGGCGUGGGAGUCAUCCUGCUGGUGCUGGCCAUCGGCCAGAUGCUGUCCCGAGCCCUUCCCGUACAGGCAGCCGCCGCCUAUGCCGCCGCCCCCGUUCCCGUCCAGGCACCCGUGCCCGUGGUCUACUCCCACUCGCACACCCAGCAGCCCGUCUGGCUGGAGAAGGAGUGGUAGAUGACGUAGAUUACCUUUGACCUGGAUUUAAUGCAAGACGAGGAUUCCCGCUUACCUCAGCCUCAGCGAGCAUGCAACCAAAUAAUAAUUUAAGUCUAGUUUAAAUUAUUUAUUUAACUUAUUUAUUGAUUACAAGGAAAGGAUGGCAAGGGCAUUCAGCAGAGAAUUUUCGUUUGCGACUAAUAAUGGAGAUUAGUCUGCUGA
Molecule: messenger RNA, 702 nt
Organism: Drosophila biarmipes
Lineage: Eukaryota; Metazoa; Arthropoda; Insecta; Diptera; Drosophilidae
Gene: apn
Product: protein apnoia
Exons: 2
Coding region: 85-498 (137 amino acids)
Source: RefSeq, a predicted model, not a curated record